This is a messenger RNA of Salvelinus namaycush (lake trout), 1425 nucleotides long. It is a transcript of the gene aig1, whose product is annotated as androgen-induced 1 (H. sapiens). NCBI's taxonomy places the organism in Eukaryota, Metazoa, Chordata, Actinopteri, Salmoniformes, Salmonidae. The record is from RefSeq and is a predicted model, not a curated record. The coding region runs from base 1 to 714 and encodes 237 amino acids. The transcript is spliced from 6 exons. Gene Ontology annotation, cellular component: endomembrane system; membrane.
AUGGCGCUCAUCCCAUCUCAGGUGCUAAGGGUAGCCAUCCUCCUGUCCUAUUUCUCCAUCCUCUGCAAUUAUAAAGCAAUUGACAUGCCCGCGCAUCAAACAUAUGGCGGGAGCUGGAAGUUUUUAACAUUCAUAGACCUGGUUAUCCAGGCAGUUUUCUUUGGCGUGUGUGUGCUGACAGACCUGUCCAGCCUGCUGACCAAGGGCAGUGAGAACCAGGAGCAGGACAGGCAGCUUAGGAAGCUCAUUGGCCUGAGGGACUGGAUGAUGGCCGUGCUGGCCUUCCCCGUUGGAGUGUUUGUGGUGACCAUGUUCUGGGCCCUGUACUUGUAUGACAGAGACCUGGUGUACCCCAGACUGCUGGACAACUUCAUACCCCAGUGGCUCAACCACGGCAUGCACACAACCGUCCUCCCCUUCAUCAUCAUUGAGAUGAGGACCACGCACCACCAGUAUCCCAGCAGGCCUUGUGGACUGAUAGCUGUGUGCAGCUUUGCCGUGGGAUACGUUAUAUGGAUGUGCUGGGUGAACCAUGUGACCGGUGUGUGGGUCUACCCCCUGUUGGAGCAGAUCAGUCCCCUGGCGAAGGUGGCCUUCUUCUUCUGCCUCACUGUCCUGAUUAACAUCUACUACGUCCUGGGAGAGAUCCUCAACAGCUACAUCUGGGACGGCUCCAAAUGUGUUCUAGACACAGACAAGGCUAAAGCCGACUGAAGGCCAACACGUGUGGGAACCUUGCCAUCAAGUCAAGACCCAGUCCUCACUGGGCUGCCGCAAAGACAGGCCCAAUCCCGACCCGGACUGCAGAAUAACAACCACUGUGUAAAUAAAUUAUGGAAAACUAUGUGGGAAUAUUAUGUUGGCUUUUAAAGCUGUGCGGAGUCCUCCUCUUAAAAUCGUUGAGACUGUAGCUAAGAACUGAUGCCUGUUUUCCGUCGAUGACAAGGUGGGAUAUGAAUUCACCACCUUUCUAUUUACUGGCGGUAUUACGAUGACAUUACAUUUACCCACUUAUUAGUAUUUAAUCAUCCUGUUCAUCCACCUCAAAGGCUCAAGUUAUUAUCUGAACACAGAGUAUACUGUAUUAAAUGGAAUGAACAAACUGCUACAGUAUGAUAUUAAUCUUAAGAUGCUUAGGCACACCAGCAGAGUUAGCAAAAGCCAUGUAUUCAAAUUCUCUUCUCUUUUUUUCUUUUCACUGGAGUGCUUUCCAGCGAGGGCAUCUCCUACAGUGGCAUGAAUGAUAGCCUUUUCCUGGAUGUGUAGUGCCUAACAGCUGUACCACAGAAUGUUAUUUUCUAGGACAGCCAGACUGGCAGCUCCGCUGCUCUAAAAUACCAUUUCUUGUUUUAAUGCUUUUGUAAAAAAAGGAUGACCGCAUUUAAAGUGUAUGGUCUUUCAAUAAAAAGGUGUUAUUUAGAGCGA